Messenger RNA from Emys orbicularis (European pond turtle), 2175 nucleotides. It is a transcript of the gene ENGASE, whose product is annotated as endo-beta-N-acetylglucosaminidase. The transcript has 14 exons. Gene Ontology annotation, biological process: protein deglycosylation. Bases 1 to 2157 code for a protein of 718 amino acids. Gene Ontology annotation, cellular component: cytoplasm. Gene Ontology annotation, molecular function: mannosyl-glycoprotein endo-beta-N-acetylglucosaminidase activity. Lineage: Eukaryota; Metazoa; Chordata; Testudines; Emydidae. The record is from RefSeq and is a predicted model, not a curated record.
AUGGACGGAGGGCGGCGGGAUAGAGCCAAGAGCGGGGAGAAGAGGGGGCCGGAGCCGGAUCCGGAGCCGGCGGUGAAGAGGAGUUUCCUGCCUGCCAUGGGGAGCCAAGGAACCACCAUUCUCCACAAGACGGUCAGCUAUGCCCCCCACGCCCUGCCAGCAAGGCAGUUUGAUCAGAACACCACGGAGCCGAUCAGCUUCUACCUGUCCAGCCUGGAGGAGCUGCUGGCAUGGAAACCCACCAGUGACGAUGACUUCAACGUUGCCACGAUGCCACUGGCUAACCGGGAGCCUCCGCUCCACAGCAAGAGACCCCGCACGCUGGUGUGCCACGAUAUGAAUUAUGGAUACCUGGAGGACAGGUUCAUCCAGGGCUCGGCUUCACGGGACCCCUACGUGUUCUACCACUGGCAGUACAUCGACAUCUUUGUCUACUUCAGCCACCACCCCGUGACCAUCCCCCCCGUCACCUGGACCAACGCCGCCCACAGGAACGGCGUCUCUGUGCUGGGGACGUUCAUCACGGAGCAGACGAGCGGGGGCCAGCUGUGUGAGGCCUUCCUCGCCGGGGAGGCAGCCGCGUACCACGCCGUGGCUGUGCAGCUGGGCCGCAUUGCCCAUUUCUACCGCUUUGACGGCUGGCUGGUCAACAUCGAGAACACCCUGAGCGAGGCAGCCGCACGGAACCUGCCCCUUUUCCUGCGGGACCUGCGGGAGCAGCUGCGUCGGGACGUGCCCGGCGGGCUGGUGCUCUGGUACGACAGCGUCUUGCCGAGCGGGGAGCUGCAGUGGCAGAACGAGCUGAAUGAGAAGAACAGGGUGUUUUUUGACGCCUGCGAUGGCUUGUUCACGAACUACAACUGGAAGGAGGAGCACCUGGAGCGCAUGGGGGCGCAGGCCGGGGAGCGCCUGGCUGACGUCUACGUGGGCAUCGACGUCUUUGCUCGCGGGGAGGUCGUAGGCGGCGGCUUUGAGACAGACAAGGCUCUGCGCCUGAUUCGCAAGCACGGCUUUUCCGCUGCCAUCUUCGCCCCUGGCUGGGUCUAUGAGCACCUGGGGAAGGAGAACUUCCUGCAGAACGAGAACAGGUUCUGGGGUUUGCUGGCGGAGCUGCUGCCCACUCACAGCAUCAGCACUCUGCCCUUCAGCACCUGCUUCUGCCUGGGCAUGGGCACAGGGAGAUUCUCGGCUGGGCAGGAGGAAGAAGUCAGGCCCUGGUACAACCUGAGUGCCCAGGAGAUCCAGCCCCUCUUCACAGAGCAGCAAGCGCCGGGAGGGGCAGGGAGCUGGCUGUGCACGCGCUGCUCCCUGCAGGACGCCUGGAACGGGGGCAGCUGCCUGCUGAUCGAGGGGAUCAUCCCGCCUGAGGCGGGCCACGUGGCUGUCCGCCUUUUCUCUUUCCAGCUGCCAGCUCCCCCCAAGCUCUUCCUGUCCCUGCUGUACAAACUGGAGGAGAAGCUGCCCGAGGUGGCGGUCGCGCUGGAACUCACCACAUGGGACUCUGGCUCCUGCCGUGUUGGCAACAAAGCUGCCCUGCCGGGGCCGGCCACCCGACAUCAGCCCCAGCCCCUCCCCAGCCCGCCCCCCCAGCUCUCCGGGCUGCUCAGCGGCUGUGGACGGCAGAGCGCGGCAGGUUGGAUGAGGCGGUGCUACGAACUGGAGCUGCGGGACUGCGCCCUGCAUGAGCUGUCGCUGAUCCUGUCACGCCACCAGCCAGGCCAGCAAGAACGGCGCUUCUCCUGCCGCCUUGGGGAGAUCCGGGUGCUGGAUGCUGACGGCCUGCGCUCCUCGCCGCCCCAAGGGCCCAGCCUCCAGGCCUCCCAGCUGCUGUGGCACAAGGGCCCUGGCCCGGACCAGCUCUCCCUCAGCCUCACCUUGCGCUGGUCCUACCCCCACAGCCAAGCCCGCUGCUUCCGGAUCCACUGCCAGGGCCGGGCAGGCCCUCGGGGCCGGGAGCUGCCCCAGCUCCUCGGGGUGGCACACGCCACCCUCUACCGGGUGGUGGGCUUGGCAGUGCCAGAGGCGCCCCCCACGGAGUCCUGCCGCGUGGAGUUCUUCGUGGAGCCGGUUCUGGACGAAGGGGUUGCCGUGGAUCGGUCCAGGUGGGGGCGGCUGGUUCUGGUCUAUUCCGACCCAGCCAGCACCAGCACCUAUUAAAUGUCGCCUUUGGCACAG